AUGACACAAGCUAUCAAGCUGCUGUCGGGCCCAUCACCGGCUUCAUGGUCUACAGCCUCCGACUCCCCCCUCUCUGCAACUCCUGCUUCAACAAGACCUCCUCCGGUUCCUCAACCGCUCUUCUUCUCCACCAACGGUAUCGAUCAAUUUCCAGCACCGUCUGCCUACUCAGCCUAUCGAAAUGCCUGGGUUCAUGUCUUUCCAGAGGCUUGUUGUCACCAAAGCCCGGAAAGCGGGCUGCGCUACUUCAAAUGGGGUGUAUCUCGCCUGAUCCUCGAAUCUGACCCGGCUCCCGAGUUCAUCCCCAUGUUCGUCCAUGGUACCCAGCACAUCAUGGCCGAGGAUAGAGGAUGGCCUAGGUGGGCACCCCGUGUUGGAAAGACGGUUAAGAUAGUGAUAGGCGAACCGACCGACGUUGAUCAGCUCUUCGGUCUGCAACGGGCAGCAUGGCGCAAGCUCGUUGCGAAAGGCGACCCAGAACUACUCCGGAAUAGCCCAGAGGCGACUGAGUUAAGAAUAUCGGUGGCCAGGAGAGUAAGAGACGAGGUCGAGAAACUGAGAGAAAGCGCGGGCUUCCCUGCGGAAAAGGACGAAGCACCAGCUCUCGCAGAAACGUGGGCCAAAGAUCCUCUCCGCACAAAAUUCAAGAGCCCAGUCGAUGGUAGUCUUGUCAACAGACACGGGCCAAAGGAACGCCCAUGA
Messenger RNA from Fusarium musae, 702 nucleotides. RefSeq lists its product as uncharacterized. The transcript has a single exon. Gene Ontology annotation, biological process: inner mitochondrial membrane organization; cardiolipin acyl-chain remodeling. The coding region runs from base 1 to 702 and encodes 233 amino acids. The record is from RefSeq and is a predicted model, not a curated record. Gene Ontology annotation, molecular function: 1-acylglycerophosphocholine O-acyltransferase activity. NCBI's taxonomy places the organism in Eukaryota, Fungi, Ascomycota, Sordariomycetes, Hypocreales, Nectriaceae. Gene Ontology annotation, cellular component: mitochondrial membrane.